UAAUUUAAAACAAGGCCCCCACUUCACAAACUUCAAAUCGGUAUUAUAUUGUUUUUCACGUUAAUUGGACUAUAUUUAACUUUUUUUUGUCCUUAAUAUUUCAGAAUGAGGCUUGAAUUAUAGAGUGUCAAGUUGUGGAUUUUUUUGGCCAAUCAGAAGAUUACGGUCGAUAUUGGACUUUUAAUUUUGGAGUUAAAAUUAAAAAAAAAAACUACUGGCUUUAGGCAAUAAUGGUGACAUGAUGAAAAUGGUAGUCUUGUUCGCACCGUAAAGCCUCUCUUUCCUCUCCUUCAAAUUUUAUAUGCAGUCGGGAGUUGGGUUAUCAGCUACACCAGAAAUCCUUCAAACUCAACUCUCUACGGCUCUACCCGCUGGCUUCUUCCCUUUUCUUUGAGCUUCAAAGGGAGAGAAAAGCUAAAUCGCUUCAAUGUCGUCUGUACUCAACACUUUCUCCUCCUUAAGCCUAUCCAGAAUCUACAACAACAAUCACCUCCAAGCCCCAACCCACUCCAAUUUAACUUCCGCUUCUGUCUCUUUCACCAGACGGAGAUUGAUUGUGAGGGCGGCGGACACUGAUACAAAUGAAGCGAAAUCUAAGGCACCGUAUAAGGCACCCGCCAGUGGUGGGUCAAGCAUCAACCAACUUCUUGGUAUCAAAGGAGCUGCUCAAGAAACUAAUAAAUGGAAGAUUCGUCUACAACUUACAAAGCCAGUUACUUGGCCUCCAUUGGUAUGGGGAGUAGUUUGUGGAGCUGCUGCUUCAGGAAACUUCCACUGGAAUUUGGAGGAUGUUGCCAAAUCAAUUCUUUGCAUGAUAAUGUCAGGUCCAUGUCUCACAGGCUAUACUCAGACUCUCAAUGACUGGUAUGAUAGAGAGAUUGAUGCAAUUAAUGAGCCUUAUCGUCCGAUUCCUUCAGGGGCAAUACCUGAGAAUGAGGUUAUUAGCCAAAUCUGGUUGCUACUCUUAGGAGGCCUUGGCAUAGCUGCUUUACUAGACGUAUGGGCAGGACAUGACUUCCCGAUUUUAUUUUACCUUGCUUUGGGAGGAUCCUUGCUAUCGUACAUAUACUCUGCUCCUCCUUUAAAGUUGAAACAAAAUGGCUGGAUCGGAAAUUUUGCUCUUGGAGCAAGCUAUAUCAGUUUGCCGUGGUGGGCUGGUCAAGCUUUGUUUGGAACCCUUACACCAGACAUAAUUGUCCUCACACUCAUAUACAGCAUAGCUGGGUUGGGUAUCGCCAUUGUUAAUGACUUCAAAAGUAUAGAAGGAGACAAAGCUCUAGGAUUACAGUCACUUCCUGUAGCCUUUGGUGCUGAAACUGCUAAAUGGAUUUGUGUCGGUGCUAUUGACAUAACUCAAAUAUCUGUAGCUGGUUAUCUUCUAGGGGCUGGUAAGCCAUAUUAUGCGCUCGCCCUACUUGCUUUGAUAGUUCCACAAGUUGUGUUUCAGUUCCAAUACUUCCUAAAAGAUCCUGUUAAGUACGAUGUUAAGUAUCAGGCAAGUGCACAGCCAUUUCUGGUGCUUGGUUUACUGGUGACUGCGUUAGCAAUGAGCCACUGAUGAAAUAUGACAGCCUGAGGAAGAAAAGCGAUGAGGGAUCAAAGCGAGCUGAUGAACAGUGUAAAUUGUGACGGGCGAAAAAAGCUACCGAAUGAAGUAGCGUUUGCUCAAAAUGUAGUAUCUAAGUUAUGUAAGCUUCCACGCGUCCAGUGGCUAGUCCUUCCUGGUUUCCCCGUGAUAAUAAGGCUUGUCAUCAUGCGCGUUCUUCUUCGAAUUAUUCCCACGACAGCCAAUUUUCUCGAUUUUAAAUUUUUAGUGUAAUUUUGGUUUUUUUUUCUUUCCCUUUUGCCUACUCUGUUUAUAUCCCCUCGUCUUGGGAAUUCUCUAAAAAAGUGUUAUAAAAAAGUUCCUACUAAUGGCAAUGAAGCUUUUUUUUUUGGUUCA
Molecule: messenger RNA, 1942 nt
Organism: Durio zibethinus
Lineage: Eukaryota; Viridiplantae; Streptophyta; Magnoliopsida; Malvales; Malvaceae
Product: chlorophyll synthase, chloroplastic-like
Biological process (GO): chlorophyll biosynthetic process
Cellular component (GO): membrane
Molecular function (GO): chlorophyll synthetase activity
Source: RefSeq, a predicted model, not a curated record